CGUCGUUUCCGAUGUUUGUCGUGAUGUUAUUUCUUGUCAUCGCCGUGUCCAUGCCGUCCAUUCUACAAUCUUGACUUGAGAAGUCAAUGGCCGUGCUCAUUCCGUCGAUCGCCUGAGUCUCUCAUAUAUUCCAACGUCAAGUCGUCAACAACCAUUCACGUUGCCUUCGAUAACAAGAAAUGGGUUCUCUCCGGGUGUCUGUAUCUUCCCUCGUCGUCAUCGCCGCCGUCUUUCUUCUCUUCGUUCUCACCUCCGCCGAAAUCCGGUUCACCGAGAUUCGAUCCGAUUCAAACUUCAACAUUCCGAUAGACGAAUUCGGAUUCACUCACUUCGGCCGUCUGCACCUCAACUUGUCUCAAAUUUCAUUCAAUCCUCCAGAACCCGAUCUUUCCAGAAUUGGAUUCUUCUUGUGUACUCGUGACUCAUGGAUCCAUGUCGUCGAACAACUCCAAUCGGAGAAAAUCCGUUGCCCUCUCGAUUCCCCCGCCGUCAAACCCGUCUUUACCUUCAACCACCUCAAACCCACCACCACAACGCCUUCCUACGAUGCCGUUUUCAACGUCACCGAUACCAAUCAAUUCACACUCGUUUUUGCCAAUUGCGCCGGCGGCAUCAAAGUUUCCGUCAACGUCCUCUCCGUCAUGUACAAUCUAAACCCCCAAAACAACCGCCGCGAUUACUUAUCCGCCGGUAAAUCAAAUCUCCCUUCAAUCUAUUUCUCGUUUUUCUUGAUUUAUGCGUCUCUUUCCUGUAUAUGGAUCUACACGCUGCAUCACAGGAAGUCAUCGGCUUAUCGAAUCCAUUACUUUAUGUUAGCCGUGUUGCUUUUAAAAGCCCUAAAUCUCUUAUGCGAAACCGAGGAUAAAUCCUACAUUAAAAGAUCAGGCACACCUCAUGGUUGGGAUGUUCUGUUCUACAUCUUUAGUUUCUUAAAGGGUAUCACACUCUUCACUCUGAUUGUUCUCAUAGGCACUGGUUGGUCUUUCUUGAAACCUUACCUACAAGACAAAGAAAAGAAUGUGUUGAUGAUCGUCAUCCCCUUGCAAGUCGUCUCCAAUUUGGCUCAAGUGGUGAUAGAUGAAACGGGUCCAUUCGGACAGGAUUUAUCUACAUGGAGGCAAAUCUUCUUGUUAGUAGACAUAAUCUGUUGUUGUGCUGUUUUGUUCCCGAUUAUUUGGUCGAUCAAGAAUCUGCGAGAGGCUGCUAUGACUGAUGGAAAGGCGGCUGUGAAUUUGAUGAAAUUAACAUUGUUUAGGCAGUACUAUGUUGUUGUCAUAUGUUACAUUUACUUCACAAGGGUGGCGGUUUAUUUUUUGGAGAUGAUUACUUCCUAUCGGUAUGCUUGGACAAGCGUGUUCUUAGCCGAAUUGGCUACACUUGCUUUCUAUGUGUUUACUGGAUACAACUUUAGACCCAAGACGCACAACCCUUACUUUGCCAUUGACGAUGAAGAGGAAGAAGCUGCUGUUCAGGCUUUGAAGCUUGAAGAUGAGUUUGAGUUAUGAGGUUGGUUGUAACUUGUAAAGGCUUGAACAUGCCAGGUCUAAAGCUAUAAAAGUAGGAAAUUUGAGAUCCUGUUCUUGUAGCAAUUACUUGUAAGAAUCGUCAAUAUAUAGUGAUUAUGUGCAACAAAAGUUUCAUAAAGAAUUUGGUUUGAGUUUA
Molecule: messenger RNA, 1662 nt
Organism: Lactuca sativa (garden lettuce)
Lineage: Eukaryota; Viridiplantae; Streptophyta; Magnoliopsida; Asterales; Asteraceae
Product: protein CANDIDATE G-PROTEIN COUPLED RECEPTOR 7
Biological process (GO): transport
Cellular component (GO): Golgi apparatus; membrane
Source: RefSeq, a predicted model, not a curated record